Mercenaria mercenaria is the source of this 3477-nucleotide messenger RNA. RefSeq lists its product as uncharacterized. The transcript has 2 exons. The record is from RefSeq and is a predicted model, not a curated record. The coding region runs from base 207 to 1877 and encodes 556 amino acids. Gene Ontology annotation, molecular function: zinc ion binding. Lineage: Eukaryota; Metazoa; Mollusca; Bivalvia; Venerida; Veneridae.
AAAAUGUUUUUGAUAGUAAAAAUACGUCUUUCUCGGGUAAUGGGAUGUUAUCAUUAUAGACAAAAGUCAGGUAUAAUAAAGCCAAUUUUGACCCUGUUCUCGUAUUUAAAUUAUUCCUUCAUAAACGUUUUUGCGACACUCAGUUUCUGCCAGUGAUUAAACUUGGCUAAUCAAACUUGAGGAACGUGCGGCUUUAGCAAACGAAAAUGGCGACGGGUGGAUAUGAUGGAUCGGAUGAACUUCAUUACUUCACGUGUAAUCUUUGUUUUAAAGAUGGAAAGAAUAUUCCAUCGGUGAAAUUCUGUGUGGACUGUAAUCAAUUAAUGUGCCAAACAUGUUUAAAUCACCAUAACAAAUUCGAUAUGAUGAAAGAUCAUCAAAUACAAGAUAAUCCUGCCAGCCGUGGUCAGAGAAUGAAAGAUGGACGUUCAAUACCGAGCUUACGUUGUGAAAACCAUGGCGGGAAAAUACUGGACAUGUACUGUAAAACACACGACGAACCCUGUUGUGUCGUUUGCAUUUCGUUGGAUCACAGCGCUUGUGCACGGGACUAUUUGCCUGUUGCAGCCAAUGGUGUUAUUGAAAAUUUCGAAAACUGUACUGUAAGGAAUUCUUCAAGCUAUGUAAUAAACAGACUGGAAAAAACACAGAAAGCGAAAUUGUCCAAUGUUGAAAAGAUUAAAGGUCAGAAAACUCGUAUUCUUCAAAUAAUUGAAAAAAGAAGACGGACUGUAGAUCUUCAGCUGAAUGCUAUGGAAGCAAAGGCAAAGAAUGAUCUUGACAACAAGAGUGCAGUAUAUUCUUCCUCAUUGAAAGCUGAUGCAAAACAAUUGGAAGAUAUCCGCAUACUAUUGGAAGAAGAGUCCGGAAUGCUCGAUCGUGCUGUGGAAAACGACCAAGAAUCUGAUGCAUUCAUAUUGAUGAAGCGGCUAAACCGUCAUAAAAACGAGGCAAUUAUUUUAGAAAGCCGUUUAUACAACAAAGACAAAAACCUCAUUAUUGUUGAAAAUGGAAAGAUGCAGAACAUGUUCGAAAAGUUAACAUUGUUUGGACAAAUUUCCGGGUGUGAAGAAAUAACUCAUCUACAUGAUGAAAACGAUUACUGCGUGCGAGCCCCAAAUGACGCAGAUGUAUGUUAUAUUUCGGGCUGUUGUAUACUAAAAGACGGAAGUAUCAUUUUAGCAGACCAAAACAACAGAAAAGCAAAACGAUUAGAUAGUAACUUCACUUUGAAGGACUGGUUGGAUUUACCAGGGAAUCCAGGAGCUGUAUGCAAAGUAUGUACAGAUCAAGGUUUGGAAGAGGUUGCUAUUUCCGUUUUGAGUAUGAAUACAAUUCAGUUCAUAUCGACAGGAAAACCGAUGCUAUUGACAAGAUAUUUUCAAGUUAACAAUCCUUGCAAAGGAAUUGCUUUCAUGAAAGGGUGUUGUCUACUUUUUCUGGCAUGCCUAGGUCAAAUUCAAAUUAAUGCACUAACUGGUUUCAGUCCACAUCGCCAAAGUUUAGAACAUGUGUCUGUACCAAACCACUUAAUAUAUAAUAAAUCAACAAACAAAGUCUACAUUGCUGAUCUUUCUCUUGGAGUAAGCGUAAUGGAAAUGGGAGAAUUCAAAGUAAAGACAAUUUUCAAGGAUAAAAAUUUGCUUUCGCCUAUUUCUGUCUGCUGCAAUCGAAAACAUGAGAUGUUUGUGUGUGGAUUUGACUCGCACAAUAUCAUGCAGAUAACCGUAGAUGGAACAUUUGUUAGUGAACUUCUUACGCAAAAACAGGGAUUAAAAAACCCUUGUUGUUUGUGUCUGACGCGGGAUGAGUCAAAAAUGAUAAUCAGCUGUAAAGACUUGGACUACAUAAAAGUAGUUGAUUUUGUAAGAAAAUAAACCAUUCCUAAUAUAGUUUGAACGUGUAGACAGACACCUCUGCUUUGUUUUUCUAUUGUUCUUCAAAUGCGGGUUAUUCUGCGUUCCCAACCGCAAAAUGAUCAAGGAAAUGUACAUGUUUUUCUACUGAAUGACAUGAAACCACGUAAAAAUAUCAUCACCAUACAAGAUUAACCUGUUGUGGUAAAUCUAGGUUUUGCUUAAGAUAUAUAUAUAUUUUCUGAAACACCUGCUCCUAAUGGACAUUGUAUAUUUUGCCAGAAUAUUUAUAUCUUCUAUAUGUUGUUAAUAUGCAUCUUAAGAUGUAUGCAGAGUUUGAGGACAUGACAUUGAGUAGCUUUUGAAUAGUCAUGAUAAACAUCUUGCUAGACAAUUUCUUGGAUGACUAGAACUGACCAAUGAAAAUGAGUUGAUAAAAAUAUUACAGAUAUAUUUCAGGGCUGAAAUUUUACUGAUAUGUAAAGGACGUUACUUUACUUGUUAUGUGUUGAUGGCCCUUAGAUGUGAAGACCUAAUUUGGAGGCCAUAAUGGAUUUCUUUUGAGAAAAAUGUGUUAUUUCUAUGCAAUUUCUUUGACACUUUAAUUAGUUAUUUGUAAUUUGAAAUAUACUGAUAAAGUAUAGUUUUGUCUUUAAUUUAUGUUUAUGUUACUGGUUUUGGAUGACGUUGAACUUCGUUCUAUUUUUUGCAUUUGAUUAGAAAAGUUUUACAUAUUUUAGAAAUUGUCAUAGCCCAAUCAGAUUGUAGCUUUUUUGGUGCUUGUCUAUAAAUAUGAACUUACCAGUUAUUUAUCUGCUCUUCUAGUUUACAUUUUGGAUUUAACACUUCUUCUUGGUUUAAACAUUUUACGGAAUACUAGGCCAAUUUAAGGAACUUUACACCUUUAUUUUCUUGGAGCAAUAUAUUUUAACAUCUGAGUUGUAUUAUAAUUUUUGUAUAAAAAAUAUACUGAAAUUUAUGUGAAAAAGACAAAUACAACUGAAAACGUAAGAUUUUAUUUCUUUCCGCGACCGGGUUUGUUAAAACGUUUGUAUUUUCGUAAACUAUUGUAUGCUGUCUAUAAUAUUUAUUUCCAAAUCGACAAAAUGUACAUAAAUUCUUCUUUUGAAUUAGUAAGUUUCUGUCCUGUUAUGACUUGGUUUUUGGCGUUUAAUAUAUGUAUACUUUAAUCUAGCCGCGAAGUUACACGUGUCCAAAAAUGCAAAAAAAAUAAAAUUCCGAAGCUGUUACAUGCUGAAAUAUUUAAAGAAAUAUGUAUUUUUUCACAAAACUCGAAUACAGUCAGAAAGUACAUACAAUUGUCUGCAAAUGGAUGUGCAUCAGUCUUAUGUUGAAUAUUAAAUUUAAUCUAACACGUGAAAAUUGUAAAGUCUAGCCGAAAUGUCACAGCCGUCAUAACUAGUUUGUAUAUAGGUGUAUGAACUUGCAAAUGUAUAUAGAAACAAAGAAAAAUAUCAAACAGGGAAUGCCACGCACCAAAAGCGCAGCCUCCUCAAAACGAACCCCCCAGCACGCAAACGCGUGCACCACACACACACACACUCAAAGCUUACACAUCAGGACAAAACGAACAACACACACACACACACACUGACAUAUG